UAAUUUUUUUUUGUUGUUUCUGAAACGUUAAAUAAAGAGUUUAAUAUUUUAUGUAUUAAUCAAUCGACUUGCCAGCAUGAUUUGCCGCUUGUGCCUGAACAGUGUCAACGAUGCGGACACGCUGCAGAUCUUCGAGGGCCUAGGACUUUCCCUGAAUGUGGCGACGGUGCUUUCCAAACAUUUUUGGUUUGAGCCCAAAAGCGAUGAUCCCAUAUCCAAGGUGAUCUGUGUGAGAUGCUGGCAGCAGGUGAGCGAUUUCCAUGAAUUCUAUGCGGCGGUGGAGAAGGCUCAUCGCUUGCUCACGGAACGCUUUUCGCUUAAAACCAGCCAAGAGCAAGCGAAAGUCGAGGUGGAAGAGCAGCAAGAGGAGGAGGAGGAGGAGGAGCUGCUGGAGUUCCACGAGCAGGCGGAGGAUGUAGAGCUAGCGGACAGCGAUUGCGAAAGCGGUUCCUUCAGUAACGAGCAGUUCCUCAGCGAGGUCAUAGCCCAGCAAGAGAAUUCCAAAGGCUUUAAGCCCUUGGAAGAGGAGCUCGCCAUAGAAUCAAAAGAUUUAGAACCCAAGGAGGCAGAGGAAGAGGCGCCUGUACCAGCCGUUGUCCAAGAAGAACGGCGGGAAACCCGCUCAACAACCAAGAGUAAAUCCCUGACGACAGCUGAACAGCCACAGCCGCAGCCUCCGCCCAAAACAACCAAGCCAAGCGCCAAACCUCGAGCUAAGAGAACCAGCGCCUGCAAGACCACCGCUAGCAAGCGCUAUGCCAACUACAAGCAAUGCAUGCUGGACAUCGAUGCCAAGAUCUCGGCCCACAUGCGUCUCACCUGCGACGUGUGUCACGAGGGUCAGGAGACCUUCCUGCUCCUGUGCAAGCACAUGAUGCAGGCCCAUCACCGCAAGGGCUAUGCCAUUUGCUGCAACAAGAAGUUCUACAAGCGAUCCUUUCUCACCGAUCACAUUGAUCGCCAUGCCGAUCCCGAGAAGUUCAAAUGCACGCAGUGCGAUAAACGCUUUGCGGACAAGCAGUGCCUACGGAAUCACGAGCUCCUCAAGCAUCAGCCGGAGGAGGAAAAGACCUUCAUGUGCGAGCAGUGCCCCAAGAGAUACACGAAGCAAUAUCUGCUGGAUCAGCAUCGAGUUAUACACAAGGAAAGGAAUGUGGUGUGCGAUAUUUGCGAGAGAAGAUUCCCCAACCAAUCCCUGCUCUGUACGCAUGUCAAAAUGGUCCACGGUAACUAUGGCACCAUGUGCGACAUCUGUGCCCAGGUGAUACGCGGCAGGGCGGCCUUCCAGCGCCAUCAGUUGGAGCACGCGGGGGUGACAGAGCCCAAAGUGCAGUGCGAUAUUUGUGGAUCGUGGCACAAGAAUAAGCACAGUCUGAAGAAGCACGUCCGGCGGCACAAUGGUACUGCCGCCACCUGUGAUCUUUGCGGCAAGGUCUCGCCGAAUAGGAGUGCCAUGUUGAGCCAUCAGCGCUAUGUCCAUCUGACGGAUAGGAAGCACGAGUGUAGUGUGUGUCAAAAAGCCUUCAAGAAGGCCAUUACCCUGAAGGAGCACAUGACAAUGCAUACGGGCGAGGUGCUCUACAGGUGUCCCCACUGUCCCAAGACCUUUAAUUCGAAUGCGAACCAGCAUACGCAUCGCAGAAAGUGCCAUCCUAAGGAGUUUGAGGAGGCCCGGAAGGCACGUAGCGAAAAACGAAAGGCCAUUGAGGAGGAGGGCGAGGCCACCACCCAUAUACUGACCAUAUCAACGGAUGGCGAUGAGGGAUCUCACAGGAUUUUGCUAACCAACAGCGAUGAGGAUCUCAAGGCGGAGACCAUCGAGUUCACUUUGUGUCUUAGUCCCCAAGCAGCAGACUGAAAGUCGAAUAACAAUCGUAUUUAAAGCUCUGUGGUGAGAAAGAAACCGAUUUUAAAUAAUUUAAAGUCGUGCACAGAGCCCUUUUAUUUAUAAGAUCCUUAGGCUAGCAGCGAUUAACAGAAAUAGACGGAGAUUUUUAAGUGUUA
Molecule: messenger RNA, 2004 nt
Organism: Drosophila serrata
Lineage: Eukaryota; Metazoa; Arthropoda; Insecta; Diptera; Drosophilidae
Product: transcription factor grauzone
Biological process (GO): regulation of gene expression
Cellular component (GO): nucleus
Molecular function (GO): zinc ion binding
Source: RefSeq, a predicted model, not a curated record